ACCUAAAGUCGAGCGAAAUAUUGAAUUGGAUUCGGAUUGUUUUGACAUGGAGUCGGGUAUUUUGAAGUGACACUGUUACAAUUUACAAACCCUUCUUUUUCAAUCGAUAAACGAACGAAAUUAGGGCAAAACAGAAAUGGACGAAGAGGAAAGAGGGCCAAAGCUGAGCAAGAGAUUCACAGACAACAAAGAUGGAGAAGUUGAUUACAAAACCAAAUCAGGCACAGCCUGGUCCCACAAUUUCCUCAAUCAAAAGCCAUGGCAUCCUCUCUCUUAUCCCAAUCAGCGUCGCAAGUGGAUCGCUGAGCAGACCCAUGCCCAACGUGAUCGGAGAGCUGAAGAAGUUGCUCGUGAGUAUGCUCAGGAGCAGGAGUUUUUUCGACAGACGGCUCUUGUUUCGAAGAAAGAGAAGGAGAAGAUGGAGAUGAUGAAAGCUGUCAGCUUUAUGUAUAUUCGCCCGCCUGGUUAUGAUCCAGAGAGCGCUAAAGCUGCAGAAAUUGCUGAAAAUACAAAGAAGCAGGAGGCAGACAACCCUUCUCAAGAUCCAGCAUCAAAUGCAGACUCUGCUGCAAUGCCUUCAGACUUACCUGCUGCAGCCGAAGAAAAGAAGAAAAAGAGGGUAAAAGACAUUUAUGGCCGUGCUUUACCAACAGAAGAACAGUUCGAUAUUUUAAAAAAUGCCCCAAGGAUGGACACAGGUAUGAUUGCACGAGCAAGACCAUUUGGAAUUGAAAUACGCAAUGUGAAGUGUUUAAGAUGUGGAAAUUAUGGACAUCAAAGCGGUGAUCGGGAAUGUCCGUUGAAGGACACUAUAAUGCCUAAUGAAGAGAGUCGACUUAAAAGAGAUGACCCAUUAACAGUAAUAUUGGAUCGCACUGAUGCAUCAGAGCCCUUGAAGUGGGAACUGAAGCAAAAGCCAGGUAUGAGUCCACCCCGUGGUGGAUUCGAUCCUGAUGAUCCGAACCAGCAGAUAGUUGCUGAAGAUAUAUUUGAUGAAUAUGGAGGAUUCUUAAGUGAGCAGAACAUACCUGAAUUAUUGGCCAACUUCUCCUCAAGCAAGUCUAAAAACAAGAAGUCGAGUAGCAAGAGGAAGCACAAAAGACUCACGUCACCCCAUAUUGCGGAGAUUAGAGAUCGCGAGGAAGAGAAAGUGUCUUCGGAUAGUGAUGGCAGAAGGAAGUCAAAGAAGAGGGAAGAAAAUAAGGCAGAAAAGAAACAGAAGCGAAAACUAUAUGAAGCAGAUAAACCAGAAGAUUCCGGAGUUAAUAGGCGACAUAGGAGCAGAAGCAAAAGACGGUAUCCAAGUUCUUCUGAAAGCACAGACUCCGACUUGAAACAUCGACAUAAACAGAGCAGAAGCAGAAGACACUCUUGUGAAAGUUCAUCUUCUGAUGAGAAACAUCGACAUAAACAGAGCAGGAGCAGUAGACAUCUAAGUUCAUUUGAAAGUUCAGAUUCCGAUGGGAAGCAUCAACAUAAACAGAGCAGAAGCAAAAGACAUCAUCCAAGUAAUUCUGAACUUUUAAAUUCUGGUCGGAAACAUAGACAUAAACAUAGCAGAAGUAAAAGACAUUAUUCAAGUCCUGAAACUUCAGAUUCCAUUGAUGAAUCUAGACAGUAAACAUCAUAAUCACCGAAGUUAUUACAGGCACCGUCAUCGACAACCAUCAGAAUCGUUAUCGGGAUAAUAUUUUACAUGAACAUUUUUCUCUUGUUUCGAUUUUGGCAAGGCAGAUAGAAUCCUAUAAUUUUCGUGUCCAAUUAAUUGAUCAAUCUAUGUAUUUCUUCUCAAGUUUUAGGUAACAUAAGCCCCUUUCUUUCUGAUCUCA
This is a messenger RNA of Daucus carota subsp. sativus, 1829 nucleotides long. RefSeq lists its product as uncharacterized. Gene Ontology annotation, cellular component: nucleus. Gene Ontology annotation, biological process: negative regulation of DNA-templated transcription. The record is from RefSeq and is a predicted model, not a curated record. Lineage: Eukaryota; Viridiplantae; Streptophyta; Magnoliopsida; Apiales; Apiaceae. Gene Ontology annotation, molecular function: transcription corepressor activity. The transcript is spliced from 7 exons. The coding region runs from base 137 to 1621 and encodes 494 amino acids.